Messenger RNA from Puma concolor (puma), 1473 nucleotides. Lineage: Eukaryota; Metazoa; Chordata; Mammalia; Carnivora; Felidae. The record is from RefSeq and is a predicted model, not a curated record.
AUGGCAACAGAAUUUCUAAAGAGCUGCUGUAGAGGAUGUUUCUAUGGUGAAACAGAAAACCACAAUUUUUCCACAGAAAGAGACUUUAAAGCAGCAGUCUCAGAAUGUCAGAAUACCACUGUCUGUGUACCUCCAUUGACUUCUGUCUCCGUAAAGCCUCAGGUUGGCUGUACUGAGGAUUAUUUACUUUCCAAAUUACCGUCUGAUGGCAAAGAGGUACCAUUUGUGGUGCCCAAGUUUAAGUUAUCUUAUAUUCAGCCCAGGGUACAAGGAACUCCUUCACAUCUGGAAGAACUGGAAGGAUCUGCCAGAGCAUCUUUUGGAGAUCGAAAGGUAGAACUUUCCAGUUCAUCCCAGCACGGAGCCAGCUACGAUGUAUACAACCCAUGCUAUAGGUAUCAGCACAUUUCACCUGAUUUGAUCCGGCGCCUUCCUCCACGUUCAGAAGCAGCGAGACUAUAUGGAUCAGUUUGUGAUUUAAGGACCAGCAAACUUCCCAGUUCCCCUGGGCUAAGCAAGUCUAUGUUUGAUCUUACAAGUUCAUCCCAGCGGUUCAUCCAGAGACAUGAUUCCCUGUCCAGUGUGCCUAGCAGCUCUUCUUCCAGGAAGAACUCCCAGGGGAGUAACAGAAGCCUGGAUACAAUUACUCUGUCAGGAGAUGAAAGAGAUUUUGGGAGAUUGAAUGUGAAAGUGUUUUAUAAUUCUUCAGUAGAGCAGAUCUGGAUCACAGUUUUACAGUGCAAAGAUUUAAGUUGGCCUUCUAGUUGUGGAGACACUCCUACUAUUUCUAUAAAAGGAAUAUUAACAUUGCCCAAACCAGUGCAUUUCAAAUCUUCAGCAAAGGAAGGCUCUAAUAGUAUUGAAUUUAUGGAAACUUUUGUAUUUGCUAUUAAACUCCAAAGUCUACAAACCGUAAGGCUUGUAUUUAAGAUUCAAACCCAGACACCCAGGAAGAAAACCAUUGGAGAAUGCUCACUGUCACUCAGAGCUCUUAGCACACAGGAGAUGGAUUACUCUUUGGAUAUAACGCCACCUUCAAAAAUUUCUGUUUGCCAUGCAGAACUUGAAUUGGGGACUUGUUUUCAAGCAGUAAAUAGCAGAAUUCAGUUACAGAUUCUCGAGGCACAGUACCUUCCAAGCUGUUCAUCACCUCUCACUUUGAGUUUUUUUGUGAAGGUGGCAAUGUUUAGUUCAGGAGAGUUGAUUUAUAAGAAGAAGACACGCUUACUGAAGGCCUCCAGUGGCAGAGUAAAGUGGGGAGAAACUAUGAUUUUUCCACUCAGACAGAAUGAAAAAGAAAUUAUUUUUCUCAUUAAGCUUUACAGUCGGAGCUCUGUAAGAAGACGACACUUUGUGGGGCAGAUUUGGAUAAGCGAAGACAGUAAUAACACUGAAGCAGUGAAUCAGUGGAAAGAAACCAUUACAAAUCCAGAAAAGGUUGUUAUCAAGUGGCACAGAUUAAAUCCAUCUUGA